AAUAAGGCAACUCCACUAAUAAUAACGCCCUAACCUUAGUUUAAAUGCGUAAAUAAUUUAUUUCUCCCAUCUUCUCCAGCUCCCCUGCCAAAAAUGCUAAGCCUAUCCUGAUAUCACUGAUAUCAUCACAAGACCAACUCUGCUUUUACUACUACUACUAAACCUUACUUACCUACAGUACACCCUACCUACAGGAACUUUAGUAAUUCUGUCAUUCUAACUUUCUAACAUUCCAGCAACCUUGAAAACUUAAUUCAUUCCUCUUAAUUUCUAACCUUGACAACUUCGCAUCUUGACAGACAUUAUACCAACCUGACUGACAUCUUGAUUCUUCUCUUGGGUCCCUAUAUCAUUUGGUAUUUGCACGUCUUUGCAAACAAUCAUUCCCAACCUUUGCGAUCCUUAACGGAUCUUGGUUGUGUGCACCAAAAUGGAAGCUCUACAGAUAGCACAGAUGCUGGCUGAUCUUAACGAUCUCCAAACCACUCAAGACCAAUCUGCCUCGAAAAAUCUAGUGAACGCCAACCGGACACUUGGUCGGAAGGACCAACUACGCUUAGAAGAACAGCCCAGGAGCAUCAGCACUCCUGAGACCAGAGUGACGUCGCCUGGAGGAGGACGUAUGACCGACAAAUUCGGUCGUCGCAUGCUCACGCCCCCGUUGUCGAGAACCAAUUCUGGAACUCCAUCAAUGCCUGGAACUCCCUCCGGCUUAGAGCGACCUGACACCGACAUCGAUAGAGCCUCUACACUCCUCUCCCUAUAUGAAAUUCGCGCCAAAUUGAAGGAGCAGGAUAACAGCAGUUUGGUGAGGGCACGUGAGAAGCUCAAUGCUCUUGCGUCAAAGCAGCAGGCUCAGGGAGUCAGUGAUCAAAAGAAGGAGCGAAAAGAAGUCAACCAACUAAGCUACCCCAAGUGAUUACGGGAUAGCUCGGUUGAAAUCCUCCGGAUACUCUACACAGGCAACAUAACAUCGUGAUCAUCACUGGCGUUACAAAAAGGAUCAAGCGAAGAAAGGAACUCGCUCGGAAGGGUGACGAUGAUUGAGCAUGGGUGCUCCUGGGAACAAACGGCGUAUAAACAUGAUGAAUACCUAACACGGUAGAGCGGUGUAAUGUGGUUUUAUUAUUGGGCCAGUUGCUAUUUAUUAGAAACAUGACUACGGAUGAUCCUUCAUGGGAACUUAUCGAAACCUUGGAGCUUAUAUUGAUGCUUGAAAAGCGGUAUACGAAUAUAUGUAUGAUUCAAUGCUCUACAGUGCUGGCUUGAGACUACUACAUCUUCUAUGACCUGAAUUUAAUAUUAGCUGAGUGUAAACAUUCUACCUACUAAAUCGCGCUCUUACACUACGAGAAGAGUCCUAUUCGUCUGCGUCAUAAGAAGAUUGCGCCAUUUGGGGAAUUAUAAAUGCCUAGGUUAGGUGAGUAGGUAACUUACCAACAUGGUAGUACAUGAAUGAGUAUCACAGGUUGCAAUUGUGUUACCCACCACUUCAAAACACCUACUACAUACUCAUGCCUACCUACCUACAUACCUUAUGUAGGCACCCAAAAAGGUGUGUAU
Messenger RNA from Hypoxylon fragiforme, 1563 nucleotides. RefSeq lists its product as uncharacterized. Bases 431 to 919 code for a protein of 162 amino acids. The transcript is spliced from 3 exons. Lineage: Eukaryota; Fungi; Ascomycota; Sordariomycetes; Xylariales; Hypoxylaceae. The record is from RefSeq and is a predicted model, not a curated record.